AUGUCUACGGAAAUCAAGUCGUCCGAGAUGGGCCAUGACACUACGAGCUAUACUAUAGAUGCAGAGAGUGGGAAAGUCCCAGAAACCAAAAACAUUGAGACUGAUUCCUAUCUUGUUACAUUCAAUACACCAGCCGACCCCGAUAACCCAUUACAGUGGCCUGUGGCGAAGAAAUGGGUCGUCACAGGUGUCUUGUCCGCAACAGGCCUCAACCGUAUCAUGGUCUCGACUAUUAUGGCGCCGGCCCUAAUCGAUAUUGGCUCCUCACUUCACAUGAACCAGGAGGAGUCGGUAAUGGGGAUGUCUGUUUAUCUUCUGGCUACGGCUUUCGGCCCUUUGGUUAUCGGCCCAUUGUCUGAGGUAUAUGGCAGACAGCCUGUGCUACAUGUGACCAAUAUCUGGUUUCUGGUAUGGAACAUAAUCUGUGGAUUUGCAAAUGGGAAGGGACUACUCAUUGCCUCGCGUCUGCUUGCGGGCCUUGGAGCCAGUGCCAUCUACGCACUUGCUGGUGGUGUCCUCGGUGACAUUUGGCCUUCCGAGCAACGGGGAAGGUCCAUGGCCCUCUAUAUCCUCAUUCCCAUGCUUGGUGCUGCAGUUGGUCCCAUUGUGGGUGGUUUCAUCACUGAAGCUACCACCUGGAGGUGGAUCUUCUGGUCAACCUCUAUUCUUCAGGCUGUCAUGGUCGCUGGUUCCUUUUUGGCAUUCAAAGAAACAUAUGCUCCCAUCAUCCUCCAGCGUAAAGCCAACCUAGUUCGGAGGUCAACGGGCAAUAGUCAAUACUACACCGAGAUGGAAAAACUUGCCAGUGGCCGAUCAUCAUUGUGGGUCAUACAGAGAAGCUUGACUCGUCCUUUACGGUUACUAGCCUUUCACCCUAUUAUCCAAGCGCAAAGUCUCCUUUCAGCUUUUGAUUAUGGCAUUUUGUAUCUUAUGCUAUCAUCCUUUUCCGAUCUGUGGACAACUCAGUAUGGUGAAUCUGUCGCUAUAAGUGGUUUACAUUACAUUGCUAUCUGUCUGGGUGAAAUCGUCGGAGUACUGAUCACUGGCCACACCAUGGACGCUUCUUUCCGCUGGUUGAAGUCUAGAGCACAUGGUGCUGAUCAGCCCGAAUACCGUAUGCCGCUAGUGAUACCAUCUGUGAUACUCAUGCCUGUUGGUCUCUUAAUGUACGGCUGGGCUGCACAGGCGAAUACGUUCUGGCUCGUCAUAGAUGUCGGCGCCGCAAUACUCGCAUUCGGCAUGACAUUUGCCGGACAAGCCUUUCAGGCAUAUGUUAUCGAUACUUACGCCGACCAUACUAGCUCCGCAUCUGCCGCCUCUCAAUUCAUUCGCAGCCUGACGGCGUUUGGAUUUCCGCUCUUUGCCCCGGCCAUGUACAAUGCUCUAGGAUAUGGUUGGGGGAAUACGCUGUUGGCAUUUCUUACGCUCAUCAUUAUGAUACCAGCGCCACUGCUGAUAUGGUUCUACGGACCUGGACUCCGGCAGAGGGCUCGGUCGAGUUAUUAA
Molecule: messenger RNA, 1506 nt
Organism: Talaromyces rugulosus
Lineage: Eukaryota; Fungi; Ascomycota; Eurotiomycetes; Eurotiales; Trichocomaceae
Exons: 1
Coding region: 1-1506 (501 amino acids)
Biological process (GO): transmembrane transport
Molecular function (GO): transmembrane transporter activity
Source: RefSeq, a predicted model, not a curated record